AUGUCCUCGAUUGACAGCCAUCAAGUCGCGUUUUCGCAACCAAAGUUAAAUGAAACUUUACAAGUCUUGGUAGACCUGAAGGACCAGGAAGGUAAUCCCUUCGAUGAUGUUUUUGAAGAAUUGCCUUCUAAAAAGUAUUUUCCGGACUAUUAUCAAGUAAUCACCGAUCCCAUUGCUUACAAAACAAUGCGAAACAAGGCCCGUCAUGGUCAGUAUACUACCAUGGGAGAAUUUUAUGACGAUUUGCGAUUAAUGGUAAACAAUGCUAAAACGUACAAUGCUCCAGGAAGCUUUGUUUAUGAGUGUGCCUUGUUGGUCGAAAAAGCUGCAAAUGAUUUAGAAGUUAAACACGCCGGUCAACCUCCCGCUGUGACAGACUCAAAAGUACCUAUUUCGACUGAAGAGCAAGCCUCUGAUAAGAAUCCUGAAGUUUACCAAGUCAUCACUAACGUUAUCGAUUCUUUAAGGGACGUUAAAGACUCCACCGGUAGAUAUUUAAUCGACAUGUUUAUUGAUUUACCCAGCAAGCGUCUUUAUCCCGAUUAUUACGAUAUCAUUAAGACGCCAAUGACGAUAAAAAUGAUGGAGAAACGUAUGAAGAAAAAUGAGUAUAGCUCAAUAAAGGAUUUUGAAAAUGAUUUAAAUCAAAUGUAUCUUAAUGCACAAACAUACAAUGAAGCUGGAAGUUUUGUUUACGAGGAUUCAAUUGCUCUUUCAAAUGUUUCUGGUCCAAUAUUGGCAGCUACCAAGUCUGAGGAGAUUCCAAAAGAUGUUGAGAGUAUCAAAAAUGAAUCACCAAACCAAAGAAUGGCUUCUGCCGCUCCAUCGUUCGAGCCACAAACUCGAGAACCUUCCGUCGUUAGUGAUAACUUACUUCAUGAAAAAUCUCCAGCAGAAGCAGACAACAAAGAGAAUUUCACUGAGGGAUUUCCUUCUCAAUUGUCAGAGGACGUUGAACAACAACCUUCAAAGCCUCAAGCUAUUGACCAAAUUUGUCAAACUAAUUAUAGUGCAUUUGCCCUUAUGAAAUCCUUCUCUACUCAACCGGUUCCAGAUCUCUUAAAUUCUACGCACAAGUCGGUCCUAGGUAGAUCUGACUUUGUGUUCCCAAAUUUCCCUCAAACACAAGUGAUUGAAAAUACCACUGAUGUAGAACGUUUAUUUUAUUCAUUUUUCUUGUUUUCUCCUUCUCCUACAACUUUAUCCAAUCCGUUCUGCGAACACAUUCCUUGCCCUUCUUCUAAUGCAUCAGAAAUUUCUGUUGUAAAUGUGGCACAACAACAUGCUAUUAUGAAUGUUAUUACAAAUAUUAAUCCCAUUAUGUCUAUAAAAAAUUACAAUUUUUCGGUACUGCAUAACGGUAAACUGCUCGGACAACCAGUUGCCGCUCCUCCCCAAUUGUUACAGCUAGCCGGUCCAACUUAUUAUAACAUUGAUUCUGUUAAUUAUGCUUUCGAUGUAAGAUUAGGGCCGGGUAUGAAUUGCUUGGAAUUCAUACUGGCAACUACCGAACCCACUAAUAUCCAACCUACCUCUGAAGACAUAUCACAGCCUUCUUUCACAGUCAUAGAGAAAGAACGAUUUGUACUUCUACUUUAUCUGCGCUGCUAA
Messenger RNA from Schizosaccharomyces osmophilus, 1611 nucleotides. RefSeq names its product RSC complex bromodomain subunit Rsc4 (gene rsc4). The coding region runs from base 1 to 1611 and encodes 536 amino acids. Gene Ontology annotation, cellular component: RSC-type complex. The transcript is spliced from 3 exons. The record is from RefSeq and is a predicted model, not a curated record. Gene Ontology annotation, molecular function: protein binding. NCBI's taxonomy places the organism in Eukaryota, Fungi, Ascomycota, Schizosaccharomycetes, Schizosaccharomycetales, Schizosaccharomycetaceae. Gene Ontology annotation, biological process: chromatin remodeling.